CUUGGCCUUUUCAGUUUCCAUGGAAGAUGCCUCGUGAAUAAAAUUUACACACACACACACACACACAUAUAUAUAUAUAUAUAUAUAACAUCUGUGCGUAGGAGAGGAUAUAUACGUAUACAUAUACACGGGUUGGUCGCAUAAUCAAUAGAUAUGCAAGUGAAAGACAUGAGAUUGGGUGGUGCAAAUGAUGAGAAGAAGGCAAAUGGGAAGGAAAUAGAAUCAGUUGAGAGGAGGUUCGGAGACGAGCAGAGCACAUUGUUGGACCAGUUCGAGAGGUUGUCUGUGGAGGUUCAACUUAAACGAGCCAUGCUGGGCCGGAGCCUCUCCGAGCCGAGCACCGCAAGCUCCUCCUACUUUCUCCAAUCUCAUCCGCCACCACCGUUGCAGUCGUUGUUCAAAGAGCGUCGUAGCUCUGGUCUCAACAAGCUCUUCAAAAGGCUCUUUCGACCAUUUUUCCGUAGCAAAAAAGAAUGAUGAGUGGGGAAAGGGGGCUGAAAUUGUUGACUUCAUCCGAUUACACAAGUAAAUCGUCACAACUUCAUUCAUGUCUUCCCCGUCACAACUUCAAUCUACUUUCCUUCAAUGUAGCAACAGUAUCAGAAUUAAUCAGAACGAUAUCCGACGUUCAAAGCUGCUCGUUCCGAAAUCCCAAGUCUUACCCAUCAAACAAGCUAGUUUGAAUCUUGACGUGAGAGUACAAAAUCUCGUGGAGAAAAUCAGAGCAUCACCUUCAAAAGAGAUGACUGAUAUUCUCAGAAUCAUUGAAAAUGAUACAGGGAAGACCAAAUGUGUUCUAGAUCGGGUCAUUGAAAUUGGGUAUCACCCAGAUGUUUCAACAAUCACCGUUGUUAUAAAUUUACUGUGUAAAAAGGGUAAAGUGCAGAGAGCUUUUGAGGUUCUUGAGGUGAUGGAUAGAAUUGGAUGUAAACCCACAGUACAGAUAUACAACUGCUUGUUAAAAGGGUUGUGUUAUGUUGGAAGAGUUGAAGAAGCAUACGAAAUGUUGAUGAACAUCAAGAAAGGUUUAGUCAAACCCGAUAUCUAUACAUACACAGUAGUAAUGGAUGGGUUUUGCAAAGUGGGUAGAUCUAACGAGGCAGUGGAGUUGCUUCAUGAAGCCAUGGAGGUAGGAUUAGAACCAAAUGUCGUCACUUACAACACUCUGUUCACUGGGUAUUGUAAGGAAGGGAGACCAUUAAAGGGUUUUGGUGUUUUAAAUCAUAUGAAGGAGAGAAAUUGCAGGCCUGACUUUAUUAGUUACAGCACCUUGCUAAAUGGGUUGCUGAAAUGGGGAGAAGUGAAGGCGGCAUUGAAGAUUUAUGAAGAAAUGGUGAGGAUUGGGUUUGAAGUUGAGGAGAUGAUAGAGAACAGAUUGCUGAGAAGAUUGUGCAGAAAAUCAUGGGAGGAAAGAGAGCUGGUAGACGACGCCCACCAACUGUUUGAUAAAAUGAUAGAGAAGAAAGUUUCUGUAAUGGAUCCUUGUACGAGGAGUAUGUUGAUUAGGGCUUUUUGCUUGGGAGGAAAGACGGAGGAAGCUUUGAUUCAUUUGAAGGAGAUGAUUGCAGAGGGUUUUACUCCCAGGACGAUUACAUUUAACAAUGUGAUUCAAGCAUUGUGUUUGGAAGGGAAGGUUGAGGAGGCAAUUAGUGUUUUAGUUUUCAUGUAUGAAGAACACAAAAUCCCAAGUAGAACAUCCUAUGAUUUCCUCAUUAAAGAGUUGAACAGCCAAGGAGGUUUCACGGCUGCUUGUGUUGUCUAUGCUGCUGCAAUCAAACAACGUGUAUUUAUCCAUAUAAAACCUCAACAAUCAAGUAAUUAAUAUAUGUUCAAAAUGAA
This is a messenger RNA of Carica papaya (papaya), 1839 nucleotides long. The record is from RefSeq and is a predicted model, not a curated record. Lineage: Eukaryota; Viridiplantae; Streptophyta; Magnoliopsida; Brassicales; Caricaceae.